Molecule: messenger RNA, 2550 nt
Organism: Phycodurus eques (leafy seadragon)
Lineage: Eukaryota; Metazoa; Chordata; Actinopteri; Syngnathiformes; Syngnathidae
Product: putative monooxygenase p33MONOX
Exons: 9
Coding region: 510-1493 (327 amino acids)
Cellular component (GO): cytoplasm
Source: RefSeq, a predicted model, not a curated record
GAAACAUAUUAACGCCGCCACAACUUUGUCACAUCGUUUCCCGUCUGGAAGCAGUAGGUUGUGUUCUACCGGGAUGCAGCAUCCAAUCAUAGUACAGCGGACGUGUCCUGGAGCCAGUAAUAUUGUCUUGCCUGGAAACUAAGUGGGAAUCCUAAUAACGCGGUAGCGAGUGUAUAGGCUAACAUUUUGCCAUUGUCCCUUUCGAGUGUUGCGUUCAAUGACACCGCGUCACGGCGAACUCCGUGCCCUCGUUUCGCAUGGCCAAAAGUCAUGGACGAGCAAACAUACUGCACUGUUUGUUCUCUCGCUUGGUCAAAUGUGACACGAAGGAGUGAGAUUAUAUUCCAAAAGAAACCGGACACCAUACACAGUCUGCAGUAAAGACAAGCAGGCCUUUUUGACCAUCAAGACGACGUUUAUCUGUGGGACGAGUGGACACAAAUUUGGACUGAAAGAAAAGUGGACUCAGCAGAGUGAGCGGUGGUGAACUCCUUUGACCCGGUGUCAGAAUGGCCUCAAGACAGGGAGACGUGCCAGCUCUAGAAUCUGGACCGUCGUCCGUACUCUUUGGUGCACUGUCGUCUCCCAUUGGACUCACCCGACACAAUAUGAGCUACGACGAGCAAAUGGAUGCUCCAAUGCAUUCCCCGCCUGCGGACUUUGCAGUUAACACCUUAUGGAGAGACCCCGUCGUCCCAAAGCACAGGUUUAGGAAGACUGCAGAGGAAAGUGAGAAGAGUGGCUUGAUGAUGACUGCAGAGAGAUUGGAGCCAGCCAAACCCCCUGUCCAUGUGAAAGCCAAAGCCAGCUCUUUCAUGAGCUCUCUCACUUUUAAGCAAACCCAAGAGAACCUCCGAAGUUUUGAGCACCAGGCAGGGCUGACCGACACUGGCUAUACCCCCCACAAGGGCCUUUCUGCUGAGGAGACACGCUUUCGCCGUCUGGCUGAUGGCAUACAACCUAAGCUGAGAAUGUCAAUCGGGGACUUCAAGGACGACAGGCUUACAACAUCAGCACAAUCCACCCCAAGUGGCACCCCUUGUGUCACCCCCUCCGUCACACCAUCUGUCACCCCCUGCGCCAGUCCCCUCUCAUCACCUGCUGUUGGUCGCAGGAGCUGGUUCCAGCAGAAUCCUGUGCCCCUUCUCAAAGCGUUAGAGUCCAGUAGUCCUAACCACACGGAAGACAUGGGAGGAAACCAGGGAGGAGAGGACAGGUGGAGCUUCUUCGGAACUCGCUCUGUGGUACAGAAGUCCCCCACUCACCCAGGGUCUGAACCCAACACAGGCUUUUCACUUCAGUCCUACUUUGGCCUGCAGAAGUCCUCCACCAUUGCAGGCACCGGUGGACAAGACAGCCUCAGGGUGGGGGACGCUGCCACCUUCAAGCCCCCCAAGAUUGAAAUUUCAGGCUUGGACCCCAAGCAGGUGCCCCCACGGCCACACAAACUCAAACCCCGGGACAUGAAUGUCUUAACACCUUCAAGCUUCUGACCAGACGCACGGUGAUUAUAUCUCUGUCCCCUCAGUCAUGUGCUUCCCUGCCUUCCUUCGUCCCCUAGGCAGACCACCCACCCCUGUGCACUAUCAGUCCCUACCCCCUCCUGAUAGUAUUAAGUGACUGCACUGCUACUACUUCAGUGGACUGCAAUCUUGUAAUCCGCUCCAUUUCUUCCAAGUAGUAGGUCCAAAUAUGUGGGGAACAUUUUUUUCAAUAUCCCUUAAGAGCUAAUUGCCAUAUACUGUAUAUACAAUGACUUAUUAUUUUAGUAAGUGAUGCAGUGUUUCCAUCAUGGGAUGAGAUUGAAGUUGUCAAGCACACCCUCUCGUACAAAGUUCUAUUUUGUUAAGACAUCACAGAUUUGUGGUCGGGCUUGGUGCCUAAGCCUGCAGUAGUGUUUUUCUUUUCUAAAUAUUUGGCUUUGUUUACACGUCAAGUGCAACUGCUUACCUGAACAAAUGUAUAAUUAAGAUCACAGUGUAUGUUCAUUGUCUUCACUCUUCCCAUAGUUCUGUGGAUUUUUUUUUUUCUGUAGAAUCACAAUAUAACUCUAUGUUGAGCUAUAGAGAUUGCAGUGCUUGUUUUUCAUGUUUUUUUUUUUUUAAUUGUCAAAACAAUCUGGUCCUUGAAGUUGUUUUUGAAAAUGUUGAUCAGUUACUUUAUGUAAUUGCACAAGGGAGAUUGUAACUCCCACUUGCACGUGUAAAUAAAUCUACAUACAAACAUACACUUCGUUAUUAUUAAGUACUUGUGGCAUUCUUUUCACGUAACAUUGUAAAACAUGUUUUAUGUAAGUGAAGAGACCUAUUCCCAAACAUUGUUUGGCUAUUUUUUUAGUAAAAUGUGAGCCAGCAAAAUGUGUGGUUACAGUCAACUUCUUCUGAACCUAUAAACACAAGUUACAGGGGAUAAAUACAGUAUACUGUAGAUAUGUGAAAUUAUGUAUUGGGAGGUACUGAGUCCAUGCUGAGGGAAUGCAUUGUUUAAUUACAGUCCUUGGCCAGAAGAUAGCAGCAUGGGCUCACAUUCUUGUUUAACACACAUUAUACA